GACACGUAUUUGAUUUUCUUAACUCUUGCCAAAACCAUUAUGAUGUAUCAAAUUUUAAAUGUUGCCGCCUUUUUUACCUCGAAACUGUGGCUCUCUAUUUCCGGAGGUAAAAAAAUGUCAUUGUAUACAUUGGACAUGGAUAGACAUCGAUAAAUACGAUAAAUGAGUAUGUGUCCAGUAUGCAAUGCUGUUCCAGUGAGGUCCGUGAUAUCGACAUUGAACUGUAUGUAUUAGUCACGCUGUUGUAUACAUUACGAACUCAAUCGAUUGGACUGUUUACAUAUUUUAUGUUUACAUGCGAGUCUGCAUUGACAGCGAAGAACAGACACUGUGUCGUCUUGUUCCAGCUGUCAAUUGAAGCAAUAUGAUUCAGACAAUACAAACGUCAGUGUAAUUGACAAGAAGAUGACCUUCUUAGCUUGUGACACAAGGUCACGGGAUAUGAAUCAGCAGCGUCCCUUGCUAGCUAACUUGCAUGUGUGCACGCGUAGUAUGCAUGUGUGUACCGGGAGGGAAUCUCCCGUCUAUAAAUAGACCUCUCUAUACUAUACAUGUAAACACUUUAUGGAAGUGUGGCCGUCUCGAUGGAUAGAAACGAAGACAACGACCGCACACCGCUUAUACGAAAUAGGCCCGGGGGGACGGGGGAAAACGAGGACAACCCCGGGACGGCCGUGUUCCACCGACGAUGGUAUAUAUUGGGUGUGUUUUGCGGGGUAUGUUUGUGUCAAGCCCUGAUUUGGAACACUUGGGGGCCAAUUACCCAGUCGUCCAAAGUAGUCUUCCAAUGGGAGGACAGUACCAUAGCGAUGCUGGCGAACUGGGCAAACAUCGCUUACCUGUUUGCCUGUUUCCCGAUAUGUUACCUCACAACAGCUAAAGGUUUACGGAAGUCACUUAUAGGCUGUGGUGUACUGAUGUUUCUGGGUACCGGUCUCCGCUGUAUAACCAGUAACUCUGACUACACGCUCUGGACAAUGAACGCAUGCGCAGUCCUGAACGGCAUUGCCGGUACUGUGCCGUUUGCAGGUCCACCUCUUCUAGCCGCUUUGUGGUUCCCGCCAGAUCAGAGAGCCACUGCCACCGCAACAUCGAGUGUCUUCAACUACGCCGGAGUGGCAGUCGCCUUCAUCAUAGGGCCACAGCUGGUUUCAUCACCCCAAUACAGACACGAAAUCACUAACAGAACUGAAUUCAGCCUGACACCAACAACAGACGCCACUCUCAAUCGGACAAUUCUGACUAACUUUGAUACGCUGGAGAACGAGAUUAUGCGGUUGAUGUAUAUUGAGUGUGGAUUUGCGGCUCUGCUGUUACUUCUGGUAUUAAUCUAUUUCCCUGACAAGCCACCCCUUCCACCGAGUACCACCGCCUCCAUGGAACGGGUGGAAUAUAAGAAAGCUCUAUUGAAGAUGAGCAAGAACGGUAACCUGUGGCUGAUCGCUAUGGCGUACGCUGUACCUGCCGGGGUAUACGGUGUCUACGGGUCUGUGUUUGAUGUCAUUCUGAACCCAGUUGGAGUCGCGCAGUCUGAAGCUGGAUGGAUAGGGUUUUAUUCCUCCAUGGCAGGAUGUGUAUCCGGUCUCGUUAUAGCACGAUUUGCAGACAUCUUUAUGAAGCAGAUGAAAGUGUUCCUGAUCGGCCUCUUUAUACUGGGUGGUGGCUCAUUUGUAUGGCUUACACUACUAUGUAACCAAACUAUCGCAUUUAGUACCGUCCAACUGUAUGCGUCGAGCAUCAUGGGCGGGAUGUUUCUCAAUGGAACCAUUCCACUAUUCUACGAGUUAGCGUGUGAAGCGUCCUACCCAGUGUCCGAAGGACUGGCCGGAGGAUUCAUGACCUGGCUCAAUAACUUGUUCGGCAUUAUGUUUCUCAUGGCGUUGCUUAUUCCUGGAAUAGGUACGGCGUGGAUGAACUACUGCCUGGUCGGAAGUGUAGGUCUUGGUCUUAUAGUGUUGUUCGUGUUCCCCGAGAAAUAUACACGGACAGACAUUGAUAUUACUGUCACUGCGGACGGAACAAUGGAUGUCCAAACGUCCGUUCAUCAAGUCGUCACUUCAUACACUUGAGGUUAAAUUCUUUCAAACCAGGCUUUGCUAAGUUGGUCAUUCAUUUCGAAAUCUCCACAAAUGCAAAAUUGAAAAGAUGUGCAACAAUUUUAUGUUGCGGUUUUAAAGGUAGAUCAUCUGAAUUUUGUUUAAAGUUAUUUUUGGGGUGUUAAGCUAUACGGUAUUUGAAUACUUUCAAUCCUGAAAUGUUUUUGCACAUAUUUUUGAUCGGGGAAAUUUUAAUAAAUAAGGGAACCAAAUCACAACCCGACACUGGGAACCAUAUUAAUAAUCCAAUUUGAUCUGUUAUAGGUAUUUAUAUUGAUCAUUGAUAUACACAAGUGUUAAAUACAGAGGCUAUCAAUGGUGUAACCAGCAAAUCAUUCUUUUUUGGUUUGUACUAUUAUAUCAUUAUAUUUUAAUUGAAUUAUACAAUGAUAGCUUGAUGGUCUUUCAUGUUUAUUUGAAAUUUUUUUUUUUUCUAUAUUAAGUUUGAUUAUUCUUCAGAUAAAAACGUCUAUUGCCAUAUUGGUUCUUUGAUGCUGACAGUUCAAGUUAAAAAAUGAUGUUUUGUUUCUGCGAUCUUCUUCAUGGCCACUCAUAAUGAAUAUACAUGUAGAUACACGGUAUAUCUGAUGUGAUUAAACGGGACAUUACCGUGACAGGAGUUCAGCAUUGGGGAAGAUGGCUGAAAUAUUUAAUAAAAAUGUGAGCUUAAUAGAACUUUGUUAUCGGAACGUUUAUAGCGUUACACAUAAAAGUUACGGAACACCAAAGAAUAUGUUUGUUAUCAAAACCUCUACGAUGUUAUCAGGUUGUUUUUCCCGUAUCGUUAUGUGUGUAUCCGCUUUGAAAUGAUUUUAAGGCCGUUAGCAUUAUAAAUCGUACAGGGUACUUGACGUUACUAGGACAGUUCGCUGUGAUAAUCUUUUUGUACGUUUUGUUUGUAGUAUUUUGUAAUAUUGUAAAAUAAAUGUCUUGAUAUUCUAGCCAAAUACUCCCGACAUACAUGAAAGAAAGUACAAUGCUGUUUACAUUAUGUUAAAUUUAACUGUUUUCAAAUAUCUAAGGUAUUAUUAUAAAUGUUGUGUUUCAGUCUUCUUGUUCAAGGUGACGUCUUUUUUACAUUGGAAUUUCUACUGUUUUGUUCCGUUGUGAAAUUUGUAUUGUUAUAACUAAACAUUGGAGUAACUGAUGCAAGUAUGAACUGAAUCUGUAUGAACAAGUAAUAUUACAUUUUUACUCUUAUUCACUUUUCUCCCUUUUUUGUGCAUUAUAGGGCCGCGGUGGCCGAGUGGUUAAGGUGUCCCGACAAUUUAACACUAACCCUCCAUCUCUGGGUUGCGAGUCCGAAACCUACGUGGGGCAGUUG
Messenger RNA from Pecten maximus, 3420 nucleotides. RefSeq names its product solute carrier family 49 member 4 homolog. Gene Ontology annotation, biological process: transmembrane transport. Gene Ontology annotation, molecular function: transmembrane transporter activity. Bases 585 to 2069 code for a protein of 494 amino acids. The transcript is spliced from 12 exons. Gene Ontology annotation, cellular component: membrane; intracellular membrane-bounded organelle. The record is from RefSeq and is a predicted model, not a curated record. NCBI's taxonomy places the organism in Eukaryota, Metazoa, Mollusca, Bivalvia, Pectinida, Pectinidae.